AUGAAAAGACAAUUUCAAUUCAUAACGUUUGUUUUGAUGACUGUUGGAAGUGAUGUUCUUGCGCAGCUAGAAAUUCGCGCAUGCUGUGGUGGAUUGAACAUUGCUUGUCAAAGUUUCGAAAGGGUUGAAGAUCUUUUCGGAGUUUCGUGUUGUGGAAAUGAGCCGUACAACACGUAUUCCCAUUUGUGCUGCUCAGGAGUUGUUCGUGAAAGAAACCGUGGAGGAAGUUAUGCAGAACUAUGUUGUGGUACAGAAGUCCUUCGAUAUGAUCAAACCUGCUGUAAUGGCGUGGUUCACAAUAUGAUUAAUGGAGAUUGCUGUGGUCAAGCUGUCUAUUCGAAACUAGACAAAACCUAUUUAUGCUGCAAUCAAACACUUGCGAGAACUAUCACGCCUAGCGAUGUUUGCUGUGGAAGUACUGUCUUCGAUGGUGGACGUACUCAAAUCUGUUGUGGAAAUCAAGUGUCCGAGAAGACGAACUUUGACUCUUGCUGUGAGAAGAAUGAUAAGACGCUAGUACCCUUCAAGUCAUCUACUCAUAUGUGUUGCAAUGGGGCUUAUCAAAGGUCGACGAUGGCCUGUUGCUAUCUACGUAUCAAUGGAACAUUAGUGCCAAGUGAAUACAAUCCCAACAACUUGUGCUGUAAGUAUCCUUAUGAACGACUGACUACAAAAACUCCCAAUCAAUCGUGUACUGACUGA
This is a messenger RNA of Auanema sp. JU1783, 702 nucleotides long. The record is from the annotation of a GenBank genome assembly. Lineage: Eukaryota; Metazoa; Nematoda; Chromadorea; Rhabditida; Rhabditidae.